ACGGAUAAAUCAUUUCGCUGUUCGAGAGCGAAUAUGACGCAACGGUGUUUGUGAUAGUGACGUUUCAGGUACACGUCGCCUAGCAGGAUGUGCUUGGCAAAGAUGGCGGUUGACUGCCAGCCUCACUGCCCUACACAUUAGUGAAAAUUCAUAAUUAAUCUUUCCGCAGAUUGAGAUUCAGUUCUCAACAAUACACGAGUGAGUGUGCGUGUUUGGAGAGGAGUGUUGAAGAGGUCAUGCAGCCCCCUCCUCGCAAAACCCCUCCAAAUGCAGUUGGAGGCCCUCCACCCACGUCCGGGCCCAACGCCUUCCGGAGGAACCGCCCCCACAAACAUGGGGCUGCUGCUGCUGCUGCUGCUGCUGCUGCCUCUGCCUCCAUGGCAACGGCACCACCUACCCAACCAAUGACUGAUCCGUUUGCCUUUGGGAGACAAGCCAUGCCUCCCAUGGCCAGUAAUACUCCACCUCCCAGCAGCAACCACCUUCCAAUGCAGCCCCCAAAUGCAGCAGCCUUUACCCAGAAUUCCCUGCUGUUGCAGUCUGCUCCACCUUCCGCCUCGGGCGUUAGCGUGUUCACCCCGCAGCCGCCCCCCACUGAGCAAGCCUACUUCAACUCCCGCGAGCCUCCCGCCUACGUUUCCCACAAUUCCCCUCCAGAUCCUCCCCAGGCAGCCUCGCCCCCCAUGCAAAGUGGCCCGUUUCAGCCACAGGCCUCUCAGCCUUCGCCCUGGAUGUAUGACCACGGAAGCCGUCCUCCGUCUGUACAGAACUACUUCCAGCCGACCAGUGACCACUCGCAGCCUUUCCCGCCGCCUCCCCCUGGCCCCUCGCCACACAUGCAUCAGCAGAACAUGGGCCUGCCUGUACACUUUCUCCCGCAGCACCAGAACUCCGCGUCUUUUGAGGCCCAGGGCUAUUUAAGCCAACCCCUUCCCCAGGCCGAGGCCGUGCCCUACAGCCAACCCUCUGACACCGGAACCCUGGGCAUGUUCUUUCGCAGCAAUGAUGUGGAGAACAUCGAGACGCCGUCUGGAGACGCGCAGGUCAACGGGGUCUCUCACCUGCCACACGCUCCGGAGCCGGUCCAGCUCGGGGCUGCCGCCGGCGCGACGGCAGGCGCCCAGUUCGACACCGUGGAGAACUUGGAGUGCGUCCCGAACCUGGAGGUGCUUCCGAACGAGCCCCUGCCGCACCCGUACGAGACCGGACCCAACCUGGAGACCCCGGAUCAGGUCCCACGGCCUGCGCGCUCCGCUAGCGUCUCGUCGUGCCACAGCAACGUCAGCCACCACAGCGGGCGCCACCAGAGUGGCGUCAUGGGCACCUUCAUCCAGCAGGAGAGCGCCCGGCCCCUGGAUACUGGGGCAUCGCCCUCGGCCGGGUAUUUCGAGCAGAUCGACUCGGCCCCCUCCGGUGAGGCGUGCGCCUUCCCCACCCCGAGCCCGCCCAAGCCAGUGGGAGUGUUCCAGUCGAGCGCCAACUCCUCGUUCGAGCCUGUGCGCUCGCACUCGACACACCCGGUCGCGCAGAUGCAGCCGGUGGCCGACCGCGCACGCGUAGUGAUGGAGAGGUCAGACAGUAUCACCACCGCUGUCGCCCCCACCGACACGCUGCCGGGCAACCUUGAGCAGCCGCCGGACGACCAGGAGACCCAGUUCCUGCCCGGGAGUGUCGCCGUGGUGGCCGGGGAUCGCGGCCAGCCAGGGCUGAACAGACCGGCGCCGAGACGCCUGUGCGACAGUCCCGCCACCACGCUCUGGGCGCCCAACAACUCGGCCAACCUCAGUGGGAACAUCCUGCUGGCCCCCGCCGCCCCUCCCUUAGCCGUCUCGUUGGUCACUGCGGCGCCAGCCGAGGUCAUCCAGCCCCCCGAGGACGGUCCCCUGGACCUGCAGCACGCCAACCGACAGCCGGCACAGCCGCCACCACCACCACCCUCGGAGAACCUGGAGAACCCGCCUGAUCAUGGCCUUCUGAGCCUGGCCCCCCAGGCAAGUCUGGGCUACGCUUCGCUGCUCGUGUCCACUCCCCCUGCCGAGGCGCUGAACCAAUCUGUGCUGAUCGCACCACCUUCCUCCAAUUACAGUGUGAUUCCCCCGGCGCAAGGCCUGGCCUACGCUUACCCCAACAGCUUAGCGGAGAUGCCUCUGCCGGCACGCCCACCAUCUCUGGCCAAUCCACAGUCGCCUCUCGCAGCCAAUCAGCCGCCGAUUUUCCCUCAAGGUUCCAGAAAUUUCCCCCCUAAUCAGAGUCCACUGAACUUGGCGCUAGAGACCAAGGAAGCUGCCAAGCCCCUCCCUCUGGUCAACAACAACCAGUCACUGCGAGGGGACAGUCAAUCCACACCACCUGUUAAUUCCCAAGCUUUACCUUCUUCCUCUGCAGCCAAUCAGAAUCAGCCUUCAAAUUACGCACUACUUGAUUUCUCUAUGCACCAAUCGCUAAGCUCCAAUCAGGCACCGACUCCGCCCCAGCCGCAGCUGCCCAAUCCAGCAGCACAGGUGGGUAACGCCCCCGGUUCCGGUUUCUACCUGCAGGUUACCAAAGAUGCCCAGCAGGGCACGCAGGGAGAGGGCGAUGGUUUUGCCAUCACUGAGCGUGGCGCCCAUCCACCCAGCGUGCCCAUGGGUGUUGCCCAGCCAGCGCCCACGCUGCCGGCAGCUGCCGCCCAGCAGCCUCCCCUGCCACGGACAACCUCAGCCACAGCCAUCGCCACAGCCAUGCCCUCAGCAGUGCCUGCAGGGGUGCCCGCGGCUGUGCCCACACCUACCCCAGAGCCAGCUCCGACUAUGCCUCCACCUGCUAUGCCUCCACCUGCUGCCCCUCCUGGAGGUCCUGCUCCCCUGCCCCCACCCUAUGGCGACCCGGCUCGUCCUCCGUCGGUGGCAGGUGGCGUCCCUUCUUACGGGCCACCCCAUCCACAGGCUCAACCCAUGCCCGGCCCCGGAGGAUACUACGGCGCAGGCUACCCAGAGUACUACGACGGCAGAGGACAGUAUCCUGUGCCGGCCUAUCCGAUGCAUGACCCCAGAGCCCAGCCAUAUCAGCAGGAUGACCCAUAUCGCAGGGCUGACCCACGGUACGGCCGCUAUGAGGCAGAGAGGCAACCCGAGAGACCCAGCUCCCGCUCCAGCCAGUACUCCGAGAGGUCCCACUCCAGCAGGCAGGGCUAUGAAGAAUACCAGGCCCCCCCUCCUAGGAAUGCCCAAGAUGAAUACUAUGCCGAGUACUACAAGAAGCAGCAGUAUGAUUAUGAACGGAGUCGUUGGUAUGAUCCAAAUGCUGCCUAUGACCCUCGCUACAGAGGAUACUAUGAUCAGGCAUCGUACAACUGGUACAAUUACAACCCUGAGGCCUAUCGCAGGGGAGAAAACUACAACUACAACUAUGGUCAACAGUACCUGAACAGCAGUAAACGUGAGGGCUAUGACGACCCGUGGCGUUACUACCCCGGUUAUGACACCAGCUUCGAGGAAGACUACCGGCGGCAGCGCGACCCCUAUGGUGACGAGUUUGACCGGCGGAGCGUUGGCAGUGAGCGCUCCUCGCACAGUGUCCACUCGCACAGCUCGCGCGCACAGAGCCGCAGGAACAGCUUCAGCUCACACUCACAGCAGAGUCAGGUGUACAGGAGCCAGCCUGACCUGGUUGCGGCGACCUAUGACCCCACCAUGUCUGGCCUGCCCCUGGAUUACUCCAGCUACAGUCAGUAUCCCACACAGCAGGAUACGCAGCAGUACACCGACACAAACAGCUGGCCCUCCAUUGAGCAACCACCCCCACGACCCCUGACACCAGAGAAGUACUCUGUUCCCCACCGCUGUGCGCGGUUUGGUGCUGCCGGUCAACUGAUCAUAGUCCAGCCCAACAUGCCUUCGGCUGGCCAGCCGGCCCUCAUUGAAGUGCACAACAUGGAGACGCUGAUGCAGGAUUCUCCGGAGCAGACAGAGCUGCGUGCAUUCCCCGGACCUCUCAUCAAGGAGGAGACGCAUAAAGUGGAUGUUAUCAAGUUUGCCCAAAACAAGGCCAUGGAGUGCAUGCGCAGUGAUAACCUUAUUGACAAGUAUUCCGCCUGCCUUAUCUGGGAGUUCAUCACCUUGAUGUGCCGACAAAAUGGGACCGUUGUGGGCACAGACAUUGCUGACCUCCUGCUUCGCGAGCACCGCUCGGUGUGGCUGCCCGGCAAGUCUCCCAACGAGGCCAACCUGAUCGACUUCACCAACGAAGCCCUGGAGCAGCCUGAGGAGGCGGAGCAGGGCGCACUCUCCCUCAUCUCCGACACCUUUAUGAGUGUGCCUGAAAACAUCGGCAAGGAGACGGAGCGCUUCCGCGAGCUGCUGCUGUUCGGACGCAAAAAGGAUGCCCUGGAGUCAGCCAUGAAGAACGGUUUGUGGGGUCAUGCUUUGCUGUUGGCCAGUAAGAUGGACAGCAGGACUCACGCCAGAGUCAUGACCAGGUUUGCCAACAGUUUACCCAUCAAUGACCCACUUCAGACUGUUUACCAGCUCAUGUCUGGUAGGAUGCCAGCUGCAGCUACAUGUUGCGGUGAUGAGAAGUGGGGCGACUGGCGCCCCCACUUGGCCAUGGUGCUGUCCAACCUCACCCACACGGUGGACCUGGACAUGCGCACCAUCGCCACCAUGGGCGACACGCUGUCCUCCAAGGGACUGGUGGAUGCGGCUCACUUCUGCUACCUGAUGGCUCAGGUGGGGCUGGGAGUGUUCACCAAGAAGAGCACCAAGAUCGUGCUGAUUGGCUCCAACCACAGCUUGCCGUUUGAGAAGUUCUGCUCGUCCGAGGCCAUCCAGCGCACGGAGGCGUACGAGUAUGCCCAGUCCCUGGGCUCUCAGCCACUCUGCCUGCCCAACUUCCAGGUGUUCAAGUUCAUCUAUGCGUGCCGCCUUGCUGAGACUGGGCUCUGUGCCCAGGCUUUCCAUUACUGCGAGGUCAUCAGCCGAGCUCUGCUGACACAGUCACACUACCACUCAGUGGAGUUCAUCGGCCAGCUCAUAGAGAUGUCUGCUCGGCUGCGGUUCUAUGACCCUCAGCUGAAGGAGAAGCCCGAGCAGGAGCUCUUCCUAGAGCCGGACUGGCUGCUGCACCUGCGGCAGCUGGACAGACAGAUCCAGGGAGGGGAGAUCACGUUCAGGGACCGGGGGACGCCCCAGCUCUACCCCUGCUCCUCCCCCAGCUCUGAGGAGCCCCCUACCCCGCCUAACGCAUCCACCCACACCCCCGACUCCUCCAACCCGCUGAUGGCCACUCUCAUGCCCGGGGCUCCAGUGCCUGCUGUCCAGCUCAUGCCACCAGCGCCAGCAACCAUUCUGCAGGAAGGUGCGCCCUCUGUAGCCCAGAGCCCCGACGCAGGCGGCUUCUAUCCGACCGUGCCCACGCCAGCCGUGCCCAUGCCAGCCGUGCCCAUGUUCUCCACCACCUACCAGCCAGACAGCAACUCACCACACGCUGGACCCCCACUAACAAACUCUGAGCAGAUGACUCCUCAGAUACCCGGUCAAGUACCUGGUCAAAUGGCCCCUCCUAUGCCAGGGCACAUGCCAGGGCAGAUGCCAGGCCACAUGCCGGGUCAGGUGCCGGGUCAGAUGCCGGGUCAAAUGCCAGGCCAAAUGCCAGGACAACAUCCCCCUCAGAUGCCCGGGCAGAUGCCGCCUCAAAUGCAGGGGCAGAUGUCUCAGCCUAUGCCUGGGCAAAUGCCAGGAUACAUGCCUGGGCAAAUGCCAGGGCAGAUGUCUCAUCCUAUGCCCGGUCAGAUGCCUCCACAGAUGCCUGGAGAAGGGCAUGCUCCACCCUCUCCUCAGAUGCCUCCCUCACAGCCUCCCCAGAUGGACUUCUUCGACCACAUGGCUCACCUGGGUACGGGCAGGAGAUCCAGGACCACCUCGCAGUCUUCUAUGCAUAUGGGGCCAGGCCGUCGUUCGCGGACAACAUCCGAGUCGUCCAACCACUCGACCGGACGUGAGCGAAGCAGCUCAUUGGUUAACCAGGGCUCUCCCCCCCCACCCCCUAUCCCAGAGGCGCCGCCUGCACAGGAAGCUUCUAAGAAAAACAAGAAAGAGUCACCAAAAAAGGGCGGUGGAUGGUUCACUUGGCUUUACUCAAAGAAGAAUGAAGCCCACCUCCCUGAUGACAAACAUAAAUCUAUCGUCUGGGACGAGAAAAAGCAGAAAUGGGUGAAUCAGGAUGAGCCGGAGGAGGAGUAUAAGCCCCCUCCUCCACCGCCAUCCAGUUUUCCCAAGAUGGCUCCAGCCGCAGGGCCUGGUCCUGGACCUGGUCCCGGUCCUGGCGCCAGACCAGGCUCUGGGCCACCGGUCAACAUGUUCUCCAGGAGAGCUGGCACCAAGAGCCGCUAUGUGGACGUGUUGAACCCAGGCAGAGGGGGUGUUGGUGGUGCGCCUGCUCCCAUGCCUGCUCCUAUGCCGGCUGACCUUUUCGCUCCUCUUGCCCCUAUGCCCAUACCACCCAACCUAUUUACCCCAAAUGCAGCUGAAGAACCACAGCCAGCAGAGGGAAACACAGCUGAUGGUGUGAACCAGAGUCAGCCUCAGAUGUUUAAUCCCACUCUGCUGCCUCAGUGUCCAGAGGGAUCUCAGUCUGGGGAGCUGUCCAGAUCUAGUUCAAUGAGUUCUUUAUCACGUGAAGUGAGUCAGCACUUAAAUCAGCAGGCCCCACCAGCUGGAGGCGUUACCUUCUAUAACCCCGCCCAAUUUGCACAGGCUCCAGUGCCCACGCGUGUCGGGGGACGCCUGGGUGGACAGAGAGAGUACCCCACCCUCAAGUGACCGCUGCUGCUCCUCACAAGGGCUUCAUAACGCUGCGAAAUAUUUCAUUCAUUCGUCAAUUCAUUUUAAACUUUAAUCAUCAUGCCUUCCCCUCCCCGAUACUCGUGUCCUGCUCAUCUGUGUCUGCUUUGAUUUAAUUCUUUUUUUUUUUUUUUGUCUGGAGCCAUGAAUGUGUGUGUGUGUGUGUGUGUGUGUGUGUGAACGAGUGGGUAGAGCCUGCCAGUCAGGGUUUUGUUAUGUGCAAUAAUGAUCACUAGUAGACUGCAUUCUUUGAUUAUUUUUUUUUUUUUUUUCUUUCUGUUCUGUCUGGCCAUUUCAGGUGUGUGAGUGUGUAUUAAGUAUGUGGUGGGUUAAGACAGCAAGGGCUAAUGCUCCUGCUGUGCUUACAGUGUUGGGAGUGUUAAUCUCUUUUUACAUAUUUAUAAAACGUUUUGUCCCUGGGAGAAAGCUUUGCCAUGUCUUUCUCACCUAAUCACAGUCAAAAGGACUUCCAUCUCAUCCAGAAGAUUGUUUUAUCUUCCCAUGAACUUUCUCUAAUCACCUCAUCACCGCUCCUUUCCUUUCAUUUUAUUUUAUUUUUAUUUUAUUUUAUUUUGUUGAUUGUGAUUUUUUGUGUGUUUGGUGUCUCAACCCCUCUCAUCCCUGUAUUUGAGUAGAGAUGGAUUGUGGUAUUCCAUAAACCCAAAGUAUCGCUGUGUUUGAAGGAACAGGAGAUCAACUUUCUUAGAUGUUUAGAAUUGACUGUAAAAUUAUUGACAAAUGUAAAAGAAAGUGAUAAUAAAGAUAUUUUUGCUCUUUAGUACUUUGAAAAA
Molecule: messenger RNA, 7609 nt
Organism: Alosa sapidissima (American shad)
Lineage: Eukaryota; Metazoa; Chordata; Actinopteri; Clupeiformes; Clupeidae
Gene: sec16a
Product: SEC16 homolog A, endoplasmic reticulum export factor
Exons: 31
Coding region: 237-6797 (2186 amino acids)
Biological process (GO): COPII vesicle coat assembly; Golgi organization; autophagy
Cellular component (GO): endoplasmic reticulum exit site; ER to Golgi transport vesicle membrane
Source: RefSeq, a predicted model, not a curated record